This is a messenger RNA of Nicotiana tabacum (common tobacco), 2410 nucleotides long. RefSeq lists its product as uncharacterized. NCBI's taxonomy places the organism in Eukaryota, Viridiplantae, Streptophyta, Magnoliopsida, Solanales, Solanaceae. The record is from RefSeq and is a predicted model, not a curated record.
ACUCCGCCCGUCAAUUCCACCAUUUUAAAAGGGGAAAAGAAAGAUAAAAGAGCGCGAAAACCCUAGAAUCUGUAGCUCAGCUAUGUCAAUUCCACCGGAAUUGCCCUCUGAACGUAACGAAGAAGCACUGGCGGAAGAAUUCCAGAGCAAUACUCAUCACCCUCCUGCCCCUGCCGAUGAGCUGUUUGAUAUAACAACCACAGUUGAUCCUAGUUAUAUAAUAUCUUUAAUCCGGAAACUCCUCCCAGCAAAUGUUAAGUGUGGAGAGAUAUCUCUUGGAUAUGAUGCUCAUGAUGCCUCUACUGAAGGACCAAAGACUGAAGCCUUCAGGAUAACAUCAUCUCCAACUGAAAAUGGAGAUAAGAGAUCGCCUAUUCAUGUGUCUGAAACUAUGAAAACCGCUGAAAACUUUGUUGAACAAUCAGUUGAUGGCAAGUUGUAUUUCCAAAAUAAGCACGAGGAUGUAGCUGUCCGAGAAGAGGAUUGGGAAGAAUCUGGCUGCAUUUUAUGGGAUCUAGCAGCUAGUAAAACUCACGCUGAAUUGAUGGUUGAAAACUUUGCUCUUGAAGUGCUUUUGGCUACUCUCAUGGUCUCAAAAUCUGCACGGAUUACUGAAAUUAGCCUUGGUAUUAUUGGGAACCUAUCUUGCCAUGAUGUUUCAAGAAAAAAGAUUACUUCUACAAAUGGUCUGAUUGGAACAGUAUUGGAACAAUUGUUUCUAGAUGAUGCACCAUGUCUCUGUGAAGCAUGCCGGCUGAUAACUUUAGUUCUUCAAAGCGAAGAAUGUGCUUUUUUGGUGGAAGCACUGCAAUCUGAACAUAUUUUAUGUCGUGUUUUAUGGAUCGUAGAGAACACUUUGAACCUCCAGCUUCUAGAGAAGAGCAUUACUCUUCUCUUAGCAGUAGCAGAAAGUAAGCAAGAUGUGGCUACGAUACUGCUACCACCACUGAUAAAGUUAGGCCUCCCACGAAUUCUGGUUGAUCUCCUAUCUGUCGAGAUAAGCAAGUUAAUAGAAGAAAGAUUACCUGAAAGGUACUCCUUUCAAGAUUUGAUUCUUCAGACAGUUGAAGCUCUUUCGGUCAUGGAUGAUUAUUCACAAGAAAUUUGUUCAAACAAGGGACUCUUCCAGCUGCUUACUCAAUUGAUCAAGCUUCCAGAUAAAGCUGAUUUUGCCAACUCUUGCAUUGCUGCUUCAGUUUUGACAGCAAAUAUUCUCACUGAUGCAGCUGAUCUAGCUUUAGAGAUAUCGCAAGACCUGCUGUUCUUACAGGGUCUACUUGAUAUAUUUCCAUUUGCUUCUGAUGAUAUAGAAGCACGAAGUGCAGUUUGGAGCAUUCUUGCAAGGUUACUGGUUCAAAUUCAAAAAACUGAGAUGAGUCCUUCAAAUCUGCAUCAGUAUGUCUCAAUUCUCACAAGCAAAUCCGAGGUGGUUGAGGAUGAGCUUCUUAAUUACGAUGUUGAUGAUACCAGUGAAGACCAUGAAAGAUCCGCCAAAUUAACGGCAAGAAGCUUUGCUCUUAAUGGAAUUGUUGAACUUUUAAGUCGAUGGAGAACCCUUGAGGAUCAAGUGAAGGGAACUCUCUCUAUGGAGGGGUGCUAUGUGAAUGAAGGAGAUGUUGAUAAAAUGUUGCAUUACUGUUUCAAAUAUACCAAUUCUAGUGCAGGAGAGCUCAUGAACUAACCAACUAUUUACAAGCCUUAACAUGACGAGGGAAGACACCAUGCUCAUCCAGCAUUUUUCUGUGCUGUCUCGGGGUCAUACAGCAAAACAAAUCAUCUCACAUCAAGAUAUCGCAAGAAUGUGGUUUUGACGGAUGUUAGAUGGGAUACAAGUCUUGGUGUUUAGGGUUUGUGGCUGCUAGUUGUUGGGAGUUAUCACUGAUGGCUACAGGUAGUGUAAGUAGCUUGAAAAAGUUCACUACGAUGGUCCCGUCUAGAGGUUAUUGGCAUUCCAUUCAAUAAAUCUUGCAGGAGAAUACCAGAGCGCUUUGCAGCUCGCCUAAUUUUCUGUUACGUUGAUCAUUCAGAUGCUUGGCUUUGUCAUGAUUAAUGGCUAUCUGCGACAACACCAUUGUCGAGGUUGCAUCUGUGAUCGUGCUGAAAUUUAGCAGCACACUGCUGGUGGAUGUUCUCACAACCCAACUUUGUUGUCUGGAUUGCUCUUUGGCAGAAAGAAAAACCAUGCCUUUGAUGUCCCAUGCCUUUGAUGUCCAGCAUUCUUCUUCUGUUAUCUUUAUUCUGUUCCUUGAUAUAUCAUAGACAGACUUUAGAACCUGUUUCUCUAGUCUUCUAUGAGAAGAAAAUGAUCUCGCACUUGCUUUGUUUAUACCUGACAGAAUUUUGGACUUGUAGGUGCACGGUGGAAAGAACAAGCUUUGUUCUGCGAAUAAAUUUCCUUAGAUUUUAUUUA